AUGUCAGAAAUAGAUACUGAAGCGUUACUAUUGAGUCUUGCACUUGACGAAAAGCUCGCGCUGCUUGCUGGAGAAUCCCAGUGGCGUACUGCGGCAAUCCAACGUCUGGGUAUCCCACCUUUAAAGAUCUCAGAUGGUCCAUCCGGAGCCAGAGGAGAGGUUUUUGGCGAAGGUGUCCCAGCCGCCUUUCUCCCGUCUGGCGUGAGCCUAGGCGCAACAUGGGAUGAGGAGAUUCUGUUUGAGAUUGCACAGCUGCUGGCCGAGGAGUGCAAAACCAAAUCUGCAUCUGUAUUGCUUGCUCCCACGAUCUGUAUUCAGAGACAUCCACUCGGAGGCCGAAACUUCGAAUCCUUCAGCGAGGAUCCCUACCUCACCGGCAAGCUGGGGGUUUCGUAUGUUCGAGGCCUCCAGUCCCGUAAAAUAGGUGCCACGCCGAAGCACUUUGUUGCCAACGACCAGGAGACCCGGCGAUUCAAGUACAAUGCUGUUAUUUCGCCUCGCGCUUUGAGGGAAGUCUACUUACUACCCUUUCAGAUGGUAGUCCGUGAUGCCGAUCCAUGGUGCAUGAUGUCAGCUUACAAUAAAACCAAUGGUCACCACUGCGACGCAUCAAAGGAACUGCUAAUUGACAUAGCACGGAAGGAGUGGAAAUGGGAUGGAGUAUUCACAAGUGAUUGGGGUGGCACUACUUCCUCGGUCGAGUCGAUCAACAACGGACUCGAUCUAGAGAUGCCAGGCCCACCAACAAAGCGAUCCAAGGAAGUGCUUGAGACGCCCCUCAAAGAGGGGCUCUUAGACAUGGAUCGUAUUGAUGAGUCUGCAGGACGUAUCUUGCGCCUUCUUGAGAAGGCGGGUCGUUUUCUGGAUGCUAGCGACGACCCGGAGGUUUGCGAUGACACACCUCAGAAACGAGAUUUGCUUUUGCGCGCUGCUACUUCUGGCAUUGUGAUGCUCAAAAACGAGGCUAAGACCCUGCCAAUUAAGCCGUCUGACGGACUGAAACGGCUUGCUGUUAUCGGUCCGAAUGCUCAGCGAGUCGUUGCUGGUGGUGGCGGGAGCUCUUAUAUCAAGGCGCCUUACUGGACUACUGUCUAUGACUCUGUGAAACAAAAAUUCGACGGAACUUCGACGAAAUUAGUUUCAGCCGUUGGCGCCAAAGUCAAUCGGUAUCUUCCUGUGUGCAAAGUCGCUAGAAAUCCCGAUACUGGGAAAGCUGGAGCUGCGGUUGACUGGUACAACGGCCACGCCUUCACAGGGGAACCGGCUGCCACAGCGCACAUUGAUGAUUUAUACUACAUGUCUUUCGGCACAGUUCCACCCGAGAUACACGGUCAGACAAACUGGGCAUUCCGCGUGCGUGCGACACUACAGCCUGUGACAUCAGGGCGCCACUCGAUUUCCAUUGCAUCGAUCGGGCCUGCAGUACUGUAUCUGAAUGGCACGGAAAUAGCCCGUCAGUCCGGAGAGUUUGACGAGAAAGGCAGUCUGUUCUUCACCUACGGCAGCGAAGAGAGUAUCGUGCUCGUCGAUCUGGUUGCAGAACAAGACUACGAUGUAUGCAUCGAAUACAAUUCCCACGACCGUCAGAUUCAGCCUGAGCUUGUCCCCCUGCUAGAUCCCAUGGAAGAUCAAUUCCAGGGGAUCCGACUGGGGUACGAGGAGGUGGAUGCAUCAGAUCGACCAGCUGAGGCAGCACGCCUCGCAUCAGAGUGCGAUGCGGCAGUCAUUGUCGUUGGCCGUGACAUGGAAUGGGAGACAGAAGGUCAAGAUAUACAAGCAUUUGAUCUUCCCGGAGAACAGGUGCGCUUGAUCCUGGAAGUAGCCGCGGUCUGCAAAAAGACAGUUGUGAUUGUGCAAGCUGGAACGCCUGUCAAGAUGGAUCACUGGGUGGAUCAAGUGCAAGCUGUUCUUUAUACGUGGUACCAGGGCCAAGAGCUGGGUAACUCUGUGGCUGCUGUUCUUUGUGGUGAUGUCAACCCCUCGGGUCGAUUGCCUGUGACAUUCCCGCGACGCCUUGAAGACUGUCCUGCGUUUUCAUCUUUCCCGGGUGAAGAGGGGCAGAGUCAUUACUCUGAAGGCUUGUUUGUCGGUUACCGUUGGUGGGAUCUUCUCUCCACUGCGCCGUUGUUCCCCUUGGGAUUCGGUCUCUCAUAUAACACCUUUUCCCUGUCGUCUGGCUCUAUUAGCGGCAGUUCCUUGGUGCGUGAAUGUCCGCUUACGGUGACUUCCCAUGUCAAGAACACUGGGGGCAGUGAUUUGCCAGGACGGGAGACGGUGAUUGUGUGGUUCUCUCAAUGUUCGCCUAGAAGGUUGACGCGGCCGAAAAAGCAGAUCUGUGGCUUUGUGAAGUCUCAACCACUGCAGUCGGGUGAAACACAAGAAGUCAAGAUAGAACUGGACUUCCAUGCAUUCGGAAUGUUUGAUACGAAAAAGGAAACUUGGAUCAUCGACAAGGAUACAGAGUUCGAGAUCCUCAUUGGAACGACGGCUGCAAAUGCUGUUCCUGCAUGGCGAAUUACCACGCCCCAGGAGAUUACAUGGAUUCGGUAA
Messenger RNA from Penicillium nucicola, 2550 nucleotides. Its product is annotated as glycoside hydrolase family 3 protein. NCBI's taxonomy places the organism in Eukaryota, Fungi, Ascomycota, Eurotiomycetes, Eurotiales, Aspergillaceae. Gene Ontology annotation, molecular function: beta-glucosidase activity. The record is from RefSeq and is a predicted model, not a curated record. The transcript has 5 exons. Gene Ontology annotation, biological process: glucan catabolic process. The coding region runs from base 1 to 2550 and encodes 849 amino acids.